AAAACUGCAUUGUCGAUAAGUCUUGAGAUUUUUUUUCGUGUGUGAGUAUGUAAAAAGUGUCAAAAAAGUUAGAAAAAAGAACUAAAUUUCAUCAAAAAAUAAAUUCUCAUUUCUUCAAAUUACGUAAAUCAAAUAAAGUAAAGUUAACUAAUUAAGGUGAAUCGGUUGCACAGAGGCCCCAGUGAACGAAGAACGGAUGUGUUUUCUCGGCAAAAAGUUUUCCAUAAUGACAGAAAUUGUUGUGCGCAAAUUCUAAAAAAUGGUGCGGUUCUCCGUGUUGGUAAAAGACAAUAAACGAAAUUAAUUAAAUCCCAUUUUUUUUACAAUGAAAACUAAGUUUCAACAAUAAAAAAAGUGUCGAAAAAGUACCCAGCAAUUACCAAUAAACAUUGACAUCAAUUUUGAAGUGAAGCUUUCACUCUAUGAUUUGUCAUAGGGAUUGUUUAAAAGACUCUAUUUCUACAUGUUCAAUAUAUGGUAGACUACCUAAAUAGCUGCCACAUUUCGUCUCUGCUCGACUUUAAAAAACUGAUUUUGAGACUUCCUGUUUUAUAUGUGAGACACUAAAUCAAGAAAAAAAAAGCUCCGAUAAGCACACAAACUGUGAAAGGUAAAUAAUUUACUCAAUUCGUUUACAUUAUAUACUUUUGUAUAAUACACAGCCAGUCUCUUAUUUCUAAGGUCUUUGGUUGCCGGAUUGUCCUGCAGGACAAACACAACGUGUCACAUCCAAUCUACACUCGUCCAGUGGUACCAUGGCAGUGAGCAGAGUACCUUCGCCACCAUUACCCGAAGUGAAUACGCCCGUUGCGGAAAAUUGGUGUUAUACCCAGGUCAAAGUUGUUAAAUUCAGUUACAUGUGGACGAUAAACAAUUUCAGUUUUUGUCGCGAAGAAAUGGGAGAAGUAUUAAAAUCAUCAACAUUUUCAGCUGGUGCUAAUGAUAAAUUGAAAUGGUGUUUGCGUGUUAAUCCAAAAGGUCUUGACGAAGAAAGCAAAGACUACCUGUCGUUAUAUCUUCUCCUAGUGUCGUGUAAUAAAUCAGAAGUUAGAGCUAAAUUCAAAUUCUCAAUUUUAAAUGCAAAACGAGAAGAAACCAAAGCAAUGGAAUCACAAAGAGCAUAUCGCUUUGUGCAAGGAAAGGAUUGGGGCUUCAAGAAAUUCAUUCGACGAGACUUUCUUUUGGAUGAAGCGAAUGGCUUAUUGCCUGAAGACAAAUUAACAAUAUUUUGUGAAGUUAGUGUUGUAGCUGAUAGUGUUAAUAUAUCCGGACAAAGUAAUAUUGUACAAUUCAAAGUUCCUGAAUGUAAAUUAUCAGAGGACUUAGGAAAUUUAUUUGAUAAUGAACGAUUUAGUGAUAUAACAUUGGCGGUUGACGGCCGAGAAUAUCAAGCACACAAAGCUAUUUUAGCAGCUCGAAGUCCUGUCUUUGCUGCAAUGUUCGAGCACGAAAUGGAAGAGCGGAAACAGAAUAGAGUAGCCAUAGUCGAUGUCGACCAUGAAGUCUUGAAGGAAAUGCUGCGAUUUAUUUAUACAGGAAAAGCACCAAACCUGGAGAAAAUGGCCGACGAUCUGCUAGCAGCCGCCGAUAAGUAUGCUUUAGAAAAAUUAAAAGUGAUGUGUGAAGAAGCGCUCUGUGUUAACUUAUCGGUGGAAACGGCUGCUGACACAUUAAUCCUAGCUGAUCUCCACAGUGCAGAUCAAUUGAAAGCACAAACAAUUGAAUUCAUCAACACUCAUCCUACUGAUGUUAUGGACACCGCUGGUUGGAAAAACAUGAUCGCCAGUCAUCCGCAUCUCAUAGCUGAGGCAUUUCGUGCCCUAGCGACACAACAAACCCCACCAAUUGGACCACCGCGCAAGCGCGUCAAAAUAAGCUGAAACAAAUUUUUAACAUUAUCAAACGUGAUGUUGCCGUUGCCCGUGCGACCACCACCGCCAUCAAUGGGCUGUUCCAAUCUAAAUAAUAAUUUAAACAAUAACAUUAAUAACACAAAUACAUUAAUAAUCAAUAAUUUACCAAUUGUUUCUGCAAAUUUCGGACUAAAUGAUGAUACUAGAGCUUCGUUAGUUUCGGUUGAUUUAUUUUAAUAAAGAAAUGGAAAACGAAACUUAAACAAACGGCUCUCCAACAUGAAAUGUUGUUGUAGGAUUUUAUUAAUUUGUAAAUUGUGUGUCUGUCUGUGUAGAAGUUUGAUGAAGGACCGACAUUUUCGGUCUCAAAACAAGUACAGUACACCAUAAUCGUUCUAUUAUCGCCUAUCAAAAUUUUUGUUCUGUAAAUUUCAUUUCAUUUCAACUUUUGAUUUUCGAACCUAAAACUAUCAAUUAGUCAGCGUGUGAUGCUUACUUCGUAAAACAAACUUAAAAUAAGAAAAAUAAAGAAAAAUAAGAAAAAGAAACCCAAGAAGAAAAUUGAAACAUAAGAAUUGAAUUAAACAAAAAUUAUUUCAUUUCUUUUAUAAAUUCUCGUGUAAAACUUAUGUAUUUUUCAUUUAUCGAUUAUGUAAACGUGUGUUCAUAUAUUUCUAAAAAGCAAAAAAUAAUAAAAAAAACACAAAGAUUAUUAAUGUGAAAAUCCAAUAAUGAAAUGUAAACAAAACAAAAAAAAAAAAAAGAAUUUAAUUUCAAACAAGUGAAAAGUGAUAAUUCGACCCGCACGAAAAUAUUUAACUGGUCAAAAUUGGGUGUUGUUGUUUCGUUUUUUUUAUGUGAAACACAUAAACUGUCGGAAAACCAUUCCACACAAAAAGGUUGUCUCGAACCGCAACAAAAGAAAUGACUUUAAUCUGAUACCGAGGCUCAAAACGGUAACACAAAACACAGUAAACGCUUAGGGUGGGUCGAAUUUUACAUUUUAUUUUAUUUCAAAAUGCGCCUGAUCGCCGCUUGCAUUCAGGAUGGUCCAGAGAAUCUUUUACGGAAGAAACUGUUUUUUAUAUAUUUUUCCCUUGCCUCAAGAACAAUUUUGAUUUCCAGUGUCGUAGAGCGAUUCGGAAUCAGUCGAGUAUUUUUGACAUGUCACUCGCGCCUAUUCAUCUGUUAUCGAUAACGACGAGAAAAAUAAUGACAAGCUCUGGGUAAUAUCGUCCUUUGUGUAGCUAAAUGCAUGUUAAAAAAAUUAAAGUACUAGAUUUGAAAAUUUCAAAUUGAAAUCAAUCCAUUAAAAAUCCUUUGAUCGAUGAUAGUAAUGGACCCGAUAAUAAUACUGGUCAUUAUGCUUGCCUUCUGUAACAGGUUAGAGCAAUUUCAAGAAACUUACCUGCCUAAGAUUCUCUAUGAGAUUAUACUGAACUCAAUUCGGUUAGCUCGAUUGUUUCUGUAAGUUCCACACUUCCAUCAAUAAAUUACACACUUGUAUGCUGGGUAUGUUAAACCAGUUGUCGCGCCCUACACGUGCUCAUAGAAAAACAGUAAGCCCGAAUGUCAACGCGAAUCGUAUUAACAUGUAACAAUGUAGAACGAGCGGGACGAAGGAAACAAGAAGUCGCUUAAAAAUUGUGAUGGUUGUACAUUUUCCGGCAUAGCACAGACAUCCUUUAGAUGUCAUGAUUUGCCGACUGGAUCCAAAAGUCGAAAUUAUUUUACGAACAUUCAUGGUCAAAACUCACUGACAAACUGACAUACACUGUCCGAAUGGAGACCUCGACCUCCAACAUGCUACCGUCAGUUUAAAGCUACAUUAUUCAGCUAUUGACUCUAGUCAAUAUAGUAAUGCUACACCUCACGCAUGUCAGGGAAAUCAUUGAGCGAUACGUACAGUCAGAGGCAGUGAAUUUUCAGCAUAAAGCUUCAGCUGUUUUUCUACAUAUUCAAUCAGAACUUUUUAUACGGUUGAGGCUGCCAAACGCACGCGCGCGGUAGUGAUACAACCGUAUAAAGAUGCAGUAAGAGUUUUGAUUGUUUUUCUGGAUCAGCUGAAGCAAAUUCAUGCUGAAAUUUCAAAAUGAAAAAAAAUGUUUCUUCCGAAAAAAUGAUUCUCUGGACCAUCCUGAAUGCAAGCGGGUCAGGCAUAAAAUAUUUAAAUGUAAAAUUCGACCCACCCUAGCGACUAUUCAGAUCUGGUAAUUUCAGUUAAUUUUUUUACAAUUGGUUGCUUCCGCACUUUGUUUCUUUCUGUGUCAGUUUAUUUAAUGAACAUCAUUUGUGUCUGUCAUUUCCAAUAGCAACGCCAUUUAGAUUUAAACAAAAACAGAAAAGGAGAAAAUUUCGCUCUUUUAUUAAAUCUGCAGAGCCAUUUCUCAUGAUUAUUGUGUUUCCGAUUAAAUUUUCUUUUCAUUUUAUAUUCAUCACUAGAGAUGGUUUCUUCAGUGGAAGUGAACAAUCCAAUAUUCGUUUUUAAUUCGACUAAAACAUUCAACCGAUGUUCUUCUUCUUGUUGAAAGAGUUUUUCACUAGACUCUUUAAAUAUGUGGUGAACAGCAAAACUUCUCUUCGCUAAGGAGUUUUGAACAAUAUGUAUACUCAAAGCCUAGAAAUAAGAAAUUAUCCACACUUGUCAUCAAAUGCUCUAAAUAUCAGCUGCAAUGCCCGGUGGCAUAUCAGUUUCCAUAUUUUUCGUCGGUUGUUUGUUUACUAUCGUUCAUGGUUGGCCGCACUACUUUGUGCACUCGUACUUCUUUGGCAAAAUUCGGUUAUUUGGAGUGAAAAUUUCAUGUUACAUUCAUAGGUGAACUUGUUCAUUAGACCUCAAAGAACAUCUUGUUUCAAGACGUCGUCUCGAAAAAAUCGUUUACGAGGUAGAAGAAUCGAGCGCCACUCAAAGAUCUGAAAUUCUGUGCUAGAUCGUCUCAGAAUAAAUUGUUCCUUGAUUUCUAGGGAACAACUUUGUCCUUGAAUGUCAUAUAAAUUUUCGUCCCCAUUUAACGAGAUAUUGAGUAGCGCAAGACCCAACCUUGCUUUCGUCAUUAACAAGAAUAAUCGUUUCGAUGACGUCGACAACACCAUUUUGAGACUUAUACAACAAUCGAACAACACACCGUUAAUAAUCUCGACUCGACGCUACUUCCUAAUAUAUUCGGCUAUUAUCAACAAGAAAGAAUUUCAUGCGGGUCAACUAUUAGCUGACAAGAUCGUCGUCUACAUACUUUUUCCUGUUGAUUUUUUUAAGUUAUAAAAGUAAUAAUAAU
This is a messenger RNA of Bradysia coprophila, 5128 nucleotides long. It is a transcript of the gene rdx, whose product is annotated as BTB/POZ and MATH domain-containing protein rdx. Gene Ontology annotation, molecular function: protein binding. Lineage: Eukaryota; Metazoa; Arthropoda; Insecta; Diptera; Sciaridae. The record is from RefSeq and is a predicted model, not a curated record.